Molecule: messenger RNA, 1503 nt
Organism: Ananas comosus (pineapple)
Lineage: Eukaryota; Viridiplantae; Streptophyta; Magnoliopsida; Poales; Bromeliaceae
Product: ubiquinol oxidase 4, chloroplastic/chromoplastic
Biological process (GO): alternative respiration
Cellular component (GO): thylakoid; mitochondrion
Molecular function (GO): alternative oxidase activity
Source: RefSeq, a predicted model, not a curated record
AGUUUUUUACUUACAACUCAAGGGGCAUUUCAAAGGCCCUUGAGCUCCCGUUCUCCGACCGUCUCUUCGUCCCCAAAACUCUCUCCUCCUCACUUUGCACACUACGAGAGAGAGAGAGAGAGUGUGUAGAGAGAGAGAGAGAGAGAGUAGAGACGAGAGAGAUAGAUGGUGAUAAUGGUGGCGACAACGAUCUCCUCGUUCGCUUUGACCCCUCCGUCGUCUCCGACGAUCUCCAAUUCCAAUUCACGAACCCUCACAACCCCCUCCCUUUCGAGCUCCGCCCACCGCUUCCUCUACAACCCUCUCGCCGUUCUCCGAUCGCCGCUGCCGUUUCGCCCUUUCCGCGGCUUCGCUUCUAGGAAAUCAUGUCGAGUAAGGGCCGCAACAGUGCGGGAGAAAGAUGAAAAGGUGACUGUGGAAGAAUCAUUUAGUGUUAAGACAUUCCCCGAUGAUGCAGGAAGAUUGGCAGGUGCUGAUGAUGUGACGACGAGCACACCAGGAAUGCUGGAGAGAUGGGUUAUCAAGUGUGAGCAGUCUGUGAAUAUUCUCCUCACGGAGUCAGUGAUCCAGGUAAUUGAUGCACUAUACCAUGACCGUCACUAUGCUAGAUUUUAUGUGCUGGAAACGAUUGCCAGGGUGCCAUAUUUUGCCUUUAUAUCUGUUCUUCAUCUGUAUGAGAGCUUUGGUUGGUGGAGAAGAGCUGACUAUUUGAAGGUGCAUUUUGCUGAGAGCUGGAAUGAGUUGCACCAUCUGCUAAUCAUGGAAGAACUAGGAGGAAAUUCUUUCUGGUUUGAUCGCUUUCUCGCACAGACCGCAGCAUUCUUGUAUUACUUUAUGACAGUUGGAAUGUAUAUGUUAAGCCCACGAAUGGCAUAUCAUUUUUCUGAAUGUGUUGAGAAGCACGCAUAUUCAACUUAUGACAAGUUCUUAAAGCUCCAAGGAGAAGAGUUGAAAAAUUUACCUGCUCCAAAGGCAGCUAUAGAGUAUUACAUGAACAACGACCUAUAUUUGUUUGACGAAUUUCAGACAGCUAGAGUUCCUUGCUCUAGGAGGCCCCAAAUAGAGAAUUUGUAUGACGUGUUUGUAAACAUCCGAGACGACGAAGGGGAGCACUGUAAGACAAUGAAGGCAUGUCAAACCCCCGGAAGCCUCCGCUCUCCACACUCGAUUCCCAAACCUUUGGAAGAAGACGAUGAUGAUUCAGGAUGUUUACUUCCUGAAGCUGAUUGUGAAGGCAUUGUCGAUUGUGUUAAAAAAUCCGUAGCUUCUCAUAGAUAAGAUCCAAAGUGCAAAAAUUCUAAUAUAUAAAUGUAUUAUAGUAAGAUAAUUAUAGUGCGCGGAAGUGUUUGUUUUCCAUUUGUUGCUUUUGUUAACCAAACCAAGAAACAAGAUCUUAGAUUCAAGAUAAUAAUGUCUACAAUACUGUAUAGGCUCGGCAUAUUUUCAGGAAUUGUCAUGUUUAAUACUAAUCUAUAGUGAUGAAUUGAGUUGUUUUCUACUGUA